GUCCCGGCUCCUCCCGCCUGCAGCCGCAGUGACAGGCGAGCCGGGCCCGGUGGCGGAAAGAAAGUGCGGGGCCGCCGCGCCGAGCCUGUCCCCGCCGAGGCCGGCUUCCCCGGGCGGCUCGGGUGACAGUGUCGCGGCCGCCGGGCGCAGGGCGGGGCACGCGCCGGGCACAGCCGAGCGGCAGGCGGACGCUUCAGAGAGACGUGGGGAAAAUGGCUGAUGACUUUGGCUUCUUCUCGUCGACGGAGAGCGGGGCCCCCGAGGCGCCCGAGGAGGACCCGGCGGCUGCCUUCCUGGCCCAGCAGGAGAGUGAAAUCGCGGGCAUAGAGAAUGACGAGGGCUUCGGGGCACCUGCUGGCAGCCAGGCGGCCCUCACGCAGCCGGGACCCGCGAAUGGGGCGGGUUCUGAGGACAUGGGGACCACAGUCAAUGGAGAUGUGUAUCAGGAGGCUAACGGUCCAGCUGAUGGCUAUGCUGCAAUUGCCCAGGUCGACAGGCUGACGCAGGAACCCGAGAGCAUCCGCAAAUGGAGAGAGGAGCAGCGGAAACGGCUGCAAGAGCUGGAUGCUGCCUCCAAAGUGAUGGAACAGGAGUGGCGGGAGAAGGCCAAGAAGGACCUGGAGGAAUGGAACCAGCGCCAGAGUGAACAAGUUGAGAAGAACAAGAUCAACAACCGGGCAUCUGAGGAGGCUUUUGUGAAGGAAUCCAAGGAGGACACCCCAGGCACAGAGUGGGAGAAGGUGGCCCAGCUGUGUGACUUCAACCCCAAGAGCAGCAAGCAGUGCAAAGACGUGUCCCGCCUGCGCUCGGUGCUCAUGUCCCUGAAGCAGACGCCGCUGUCCCGCUAGGAGCCUGCCACCAACAUGGCCGCCAUACAGGGGCCGGGCCGGGCAGAGGAGGAGCAGCUGCUUUGGCCAGGGGGGAAAUGCCUCCAGCAGCUGCUACACAGCCUAUUCCGUUCCUCGCCAUCUCCCGGGGCCGGGAAGGGGAACCCUCACCCCUCUCAACUGUCAUUCCCUCACGGCCCUACGGCCCAGCCCCUCACAUCUCCUCUCAGUCCACAAAAUUGUGACUGUCCCUCCUGAUGUAUUUUUUUUUCUUGGCUUAAAGGGUGUGUUGUUAACUCUU
Molecule: messenger RNA, 1128 nt
Organism: Aethalodelphis obliquidens (Pacific white-sided dolphin)
Lineage: Eukaryota; Metazoa; Chordata; Mammalia; Artiodactyla; Delphinidae
Gene: CLTB
Product: clathrin light chain B
Exons: 5
Coding region: 213-848 (211 amino acids)
Biological process (GO): intracellular protein transport; clathrin-dependent endocytosis
Cellular component (GO): plasma membrane; synaptic vesicle membrane; clathrin coat of trans-Golgi network vesicle
Molecular function (GO): clathrin heavy chain binding; structural molecule activity
Source: RefSeq, a predicted model, not a curated record